Messenger RNA from Babjeviella inositovora NRRL Y-12698, 3494 nucleotides. It is a transcript of the gene RGA2, whose product is annotated as Rga2p. The transcript has a single exon. Gene Ontology annotation, biological process: signal transduction; regulation of GTPase activity. Lineage: Eukaryota; Fungi; Ascomycota; Pichiomycetes; Serinales. The record is from RefSeq and is a predicted model, not a curated record. The coding region runs from base 247 to 3249 and encodes 1000 amino acids. Gene Ontology annotation, cellular component: cytoplasm.
ACGAAACCGCCAUCAGCGACCAUCUUUGAUCUCAACCUAGCUGCCGCUACCAAUCCUUGCCAAUAGCUACGUCCCAUCUUGCAACCUGUAGCGACCAUCAUCUUGCUACCAAUAGCGACAAUCAUCUUGCUUCCAAUCUAGCUACUACUAUCAGUUUCUGAUACCUAACCAUCCGUCUUUGACCUUCAGCAAGUUGCUAAUCGCCACCCAACCCCAGUGUAUAGACUCGGAUAUCCCACAGCUCCAAUGACCGACGUCCACCCCGCGUUCGAUCUCCCGGAGACCACGUCCGUCGGAUCUAGUUCCGACGAGAACCUGCCGUGCAAAAAGUGUGCGCUUCCCAUCUCCGAAGGCCACGCGUACGAUAUCGGCGGCGACCGCUGGCACAUUGAGUGCUUCACGUGCUCCAAGUGCCUGAAGCUCCUUGGCUGCCAGUCAGACUUUCUUGUCUUGGGCACCGGUGAUCUCGUGUGCUCGUCCUGCUCGUACUCGUGCCAUUCGUGUGGCAAGAAGAUCGACGACCUCGCCAUCCUCACGGGCAACCAGGCCUACUGCCUGUCGUGCUUCAAGUGCCGGUCGUGUAAGAAGCGUAUCGAAGACUUACGCUACGCGCGUACGUCCAAGGGCUUGUUCUGUAUGGCGUGCCAUGAGAAGCUCAUCGCGCGGAAGAAGAAGUACGACUCGCGGAAGGAGAUCAUGGAACACGCGAAUGCGCAGAACCGGUUGAAGCAGCAGGAGCGCGAGCGGCCACGGCGCCGCCCGCCAAGCGAUGAGACAGAAUCCUCCGCACGCGAAAGCCUGGCGCCACACGAUGGUCCCAUAACUCCGCGUGACAGCCCUUUGAGUCGGAGUGAUUCCCUCCCAACGCAGCGCGAUGUGCUCCUCAGCGAAAGCCUCACCAGCCUGCGCGAUGGGCAGCACCAGUUCAGCGGGUCGCACUCCGUGGUCGUGAGCCUGCACGAAUCCGUCGAGGACACCUCUCACAGCCCCGCCAUGGGACCUGUUGCUAGUUCCUCUCCGGAGGUUUCCGCUCCCGCCUCAACCGAGAUUUCCGCGGCCCCCGUCAGCUCGGAGGCCUCGGAGACCUCGCUCGACCUCCCAAAACGCUCGCCUAACCGCAAGUUUGUGGCUCUUGUGGCGCCCGUGGUGGCGCCUCUCGCGGCAAAACCCACCUUUUUGGCCCCGCCCGUGGAGAUCGCCACCACACCCGUUGCAAGCUCGCACAGUGAUGACUCUGCAUCGCCCGUGACGCCUGGGGAGCCGUUCUUCCUCCUGCCCGCGCCUAAGGGUGCGCGUGCGACGCCACAGCCGGUGCUCUCGCCCAACCGUCCGCCGCCAUCGCCCAUGGCGCACAUUAACCGCCGCGCGCACAUCAUAUCCAACGACGACGCCAUAACGCUCGACUACAAGGGCGACCACGAGGCGUCCAGCUUGUACAAUUUUGUGGCGAACUACUCGCCCCAGGACGAGCCACGUCCGAUCUCUGGGCUCGGUCUCUCGCACUUUGGCGAGUCGCCGGUGCAGAUUGUGGGCAAGGAGGACUACGAGAGCAUUUUUCCGGCGCCGGUGCACGCGAGACAAAUAAGUAUUACGGACACGCUUUCGGACGAGGAGAAGCCAUAUCGGUUUGGGGGCGCUAAUGGCCUGGGUGCCGGUCCGGCCCCUAGUCUGGCUCCCGCCGCUAUCGUUGCCGCGGGACCUGUUGCUAGCCCCGCACAUCGCAAAAAAUCUUCGCUUUCCUCGCUCUCCUCUCUCACGGACGAGCCGCUUGGUCGUAAGCUCUCUCGCACGAUUCUCUCGCCGCCGCGUAAUCUCUUCCGCCUGGCGUCUGCGCACCGGCGUACUGGCAGUGCGACGGGGUCGUUCGCACCGCUUCUCCCAGAGAUGCGUGACGAGCCACGCGCGACGAUUGACCUUGCGCGUGCCACGCCCGUCUCGCCCAGCUUCUCGUCCAACCGUACUCCUCCCGUGCAAAAUUCCCCGUCGCACGGCCGGUCCACCUCCGACUCGGUCGGGGCACUCGGCGAGCACGUGCGUGCGGAACUCGAGCUCCGCGCAAUGAAGUCUGAUAACUUCAACCUCAUGACGCAACGUUCAAGCCUUCGCGACGAGAUCACGCGGCUUGUCUCUGACAAAGAGGUGCUCCUUACCGAAGUCUGCGAGCUUAGGCUGGAGAGUGAGGGCCUCCAGAUUAUGGUGAGUGAGCUUAACCUCCAAGUGGAGAUUCUCCGCGAGGUGUCGGAGGCGAAACGCCGCGAAUUGGAGGACAUUUCCAAGCAGACGUUGCGGCCGAAGCCGAAGAGCGCUAAAGUAUCGCCAGUACUCGAGGCGGCCAAGUUUGGGGCGUCGGUGAAGAAGUCGCUCAGCCACGACGGCGAGCUUGAGCCGGUCGCGGAACAUGACGCGGUCGUGGAUGCGGCGGAAGUGGUGCCACGUGCGAAGGCGCGUUUCUGGCGUAAACCGCGGCUAGGCGGUGACGACGUGGGUGACUCGCCUAGUCCUAGUGACGGACGUAAGGGCUUCUCGCUCCUCGCAAAGUCUAAGUCCUACAACGUGCUUGACCAGCACCUUGCACCCGAGAUCCCGCUCUUUGGAGGCAUCAUUGCAGAGCGCGCGGCCUUCGAGCGUCGUGCCCUUCCCUUCAUUGUGACCAAGUGCACCGAAGUUGUUGAGCAAUUUGGGCUCGACCACGUGGGCAUCUACCGUGUGAGCGGUGGCUCGUCCCAGGUGGAUAAGCUCGAGAAGUAUUUCCUGGAGAUGCCUGCGGGCGGCGACGCGCGGCGGAUGCUUGUGCUUGAGCACGCGUUGACGGCUGAGGACAUUAACGCGGUGCCGUCGGUGUUGAAGCGGUACCUUCGCAAGUUGCGCGAUCCGCUCAUGACGUUUGCGUUUUACGACCGGUUUAUCGCGCUCGGGAAGGGUCUUCCGGCCGGGGUAAACCUCCUGUCGUGUGACUCUAGCCCGGAUAUCCACCUGAAGAAGGUGCGCGAGUGUCGCGAGAUUGUGGGGAAAUUGCCAGAAACAAACCGGGUUUGCUUGGAGGUGUUGACCCGGCACUUGCACGUGGUGGCUGCGCGCGCGGAUGAAAACAAAAUGCACAUGAAGAACUUGAGCAUGGUGUUUGCGCCGACAUUGACGUGGGACCGGACGGGCGAGCGGGAGAUGGAGGAUAUGGGGUGGCGGAAUGAGAGUACAGAGUUUAUGAUAAAGAACUACAAGGAUAUCUUUGCGAAAGAAGUGUCCAGCUAGAUCCGAAGCUAUCCCCGAGCGAAAUGAGUGGUCAUAGCGUAACUGAUUACCUUGCUUUUUCUGGCACGGCGUGCUCUCAAAUUUCUUUCCCUUUUGUAUUAUUUUUUCUUACUUGGCUACUCUUGGUAUAAGCAAUAAGAUUGAGAUUCACUGGCAUUCAUAAGAAUUUAUAGUCGGAUGAAAGCACGGGGUAUAUGAGUGUUGGACGUAUUCCGGUAGUACCAACUUAGGUCUUUGGGAGGUCA